AUGAAGAUCAAUACUCUUGCACUCUCAGUACUAUACGCAUGCCUUGCAUCGGCAUUGCCAGUCUCGCCCAUUUCUGUUGCACACAAUGAGUUGAGCGUUGUCGUCGAAAGAACAAAGUCCAGCAACAAGGCCUGGGAUUACGGCCAUGUGGAUGCACGCGCCAGCAUCGAGGGUGACGGCGACGAGAGCUGGGACUACGGCAAGCGCGCAAGCAUUGAAGAUGACGGCGACAAGAGCUGGGAUUAUGGCAAACGUGCUAGCAUCGAGGGCGAUGGUGACGAAAGCUGGGACUACGGCAAGCGCAGCGACGACGAGGAAGUCAGCACGAAACAAUCCUGGGACUAUGGAAAGCGUGGUGAUGAUGAAGAGGUCAACACGAAACAGUCUUGGGAUUACGGCAAGAACAAGGCUUAA
Messenger RNA from Truncatella angustata, 414 nucleotides. RefSeq lists its product as uncharacterized. Bases 1 to 414 code for a protein of 137 amino acids. The record is from RefSeq and is a predicted model, not a curated record. The transcript has a single exon. Lineage: Eukaryota; Fungi; Ascomycota; Sordariomycetes; Amphisphaeriales; Sporocadaceae.